This is a messenger RNA of Enhydra lutris kenyoni (northern sea otter), 506 nucleotides long. Its product is annotated as ribonuclease pancreatic-like. The transcript has a single exon. NCBI's taxonomy places the organism in Eukaryota, Metazoa, Chordata, Mammalia, Carnivora, Mustelidae. The record is from RefSeq and is a predicted model, not a curated record. The coding region runs from base 51 to 506 and encodes 151 amino acids. Gene Ontology annotation, molecular function: nucleic acid binding; RNA nuclease activity.
UCUCUUCUCUUCCUUUCCUGGCUAGGCUCUUCCAGAGGAAUGAGACCACCAUGGCUCAGGAGAGGUUCUUCAUCCUGUUCCUACUACUGGUCCUGGUGCUGCUGGUGCUGGGCUGUGUCCAUCCUUCUCUGGCCAAGGAGUCACGGGACGAGAAGUUCCUGUGGCAGCACAUGGACCCGGCCACCUCCACCGUCACUGCCAGCUACUGCAACCAAAUGAUGAACCACCAGAAUAUGAUGGUUGGACCGUGCAAGCCAGUGAACAUGUUUAUCCACGAGCUUCUGCCAGAUGUCCAGGCCGUCUGCUUCCAGGGAAAUGUCCCCUGCAAGAACAGGCAGCCCAACUGCUACCAAAGCAGCUCCAAGAUGCACAUCAUUGACUGCCACCUGAAGAAAGGCUCCAAAUACCCCAAAUACAACUACCAGACCCAGCAGCUACAGAAACCCAUCAUUGUGGCCUGUGAGUGUGUACAGUAUGAGACAGUCCACUUUGACGGUUCUGUGUAG